Molecule: messenger RNA, 1168 nt
Organism: Truncatella angustata
Lineage: Eukaryota; Fungi; Ascomycota; Sordariomycetes; Amphisphaeriales; Sporocadaceae
Product: class I glutamine amidotransferase-like protein
Exons: 1
Coding region: 498-1052 (184 amino acids)
Source: RefSeq, a predicted model, not a curated record
CUUGCAUCAGUGUUCGGCAAGAAAGAAGUUAAACCCCCCCCCCCACGAAAUAAGGUUAAGCUGGUUUCGCAAAGCCCGGGUAGAGAUAACCGUGUGUCCACCAUCGCUCCGAGACCGUUCGGAGGUUCACCAAAUCGACCAAUCACAUUACACCGUCCGGCUUCUUCUGGGCGUCGCUUUGUCACCGAUGGUGUUCGGCGUUUAAUGCGCGUAGUUGGCUGCUACGGAGUGCUCGGAUUCUGUAGGCUUGACUUGUUGUGCCGUGGUAUCUGACCAUGCUAGGCACGGACUGGAGGUCAUCAUAAAUAGUGUCGAUGUCAGCAUCUUCCUGUUCGAUUUUGCCCAGUCCGUAACAGGCCAAAACAUCUUUCGUAAUCGAACCGCCCUUUUGUCAUAAGCCCGCUCGUAAAUCCUCAGGGUAGCAUUGUCCCGUGCUUUUCUGUUCUCCAGGCCAUAGUUGAAUCUGCGUUUCAUCCGCAUCUUCAAACCUAACCGUCAUGGGCGCUCGCAAAACGGUCCGUGUCGGCGUCUUUGUUCCCACAGAAUGUCAGCUUCUCGAUGCAUCCUGCGUUGACAUCCUGGGGACCUUGUCAUUCGAAUACAUGUCCCUCCUGCCGCCGGAUCUGAAGCCCCGAACUCUUGUGGAUCUUGCACCAAGCGUGGCCAUCCACUAUAUCGGCUCUGUCAAACCCGGUGAGGCCAUUAACAUGACCGCGAACCACAAAGUCGUGGCAACUAACCAUUACUCGGAUGAGGAGGUCGCUCCGGGAAAACUGGAUAUCGUCAUAGUACCCGGCCCUGAUCCAAGCUCAGUCUUCGAGGCGGAUUACCUGGAGUGGUUGAAGAAACAAAGUGAGAGCUCCGGGACUGAUAUUCUGAGUGUCUGUACGGGAAUCUUCCUCUGCGGUCAGGCCGGUUUGUUGAGUGGCAAAACCAUCUGUGGGCCACGAGGAAUGCAGGGAGAGAUCAAGAAGAAGUUUGGAGAGGACAUUGUGCAGAAGGGGACAGAACUGCGAUGGGUGCAAGAUGGGAAUUUCUGGAGCAGUGGUUAGUAUUAUUCUCAUCACAUUUUCUGCGCCCCUCCCCUUUCCCGUUUUGAUAUCUCUUCCUCACUCUUGUUUCUUCCCACUUCAUUUGGGCUCUUGUUUACCCCCCCCCCCCCCCCCCC